AUGCAGGUUACACUGGCGGAGAUGAAGAACAAUCACCGAUGCUCAGUGUUCGAUUAUGACUAUGAUGACAAGAUGAUGGAUAUCCUGUCUCCAGCUGGCUUUGUGCACGCAGUCUUUCAGGUACUUCAGAUUCGGCCAGGUGGCAGUUGCACCCUGGCCCCUGUCUGCUCGAGUUGGGUUUGGCUGUCGUCUUCAACCACAGGACGAAGCCGGACCAAGCCUUUGGGGGAUCCAUCGGUUCGCUGCCGACUGGCAGGCCACGGCUGGAUCGAAGGCCUCUAUGACUUCAAACCUAUCAGACUGCCCCGGCCAUCUACAGAGAGUCUUCCUUUGGUUCGGAAGUAUGUGGAUAAGAAAGGAGUUGCCAGAGUGGCUGGAGCAUCAGGGUUGAAAGCUUCUCAAGCUUACACACCACAGUUUGGCCGUGCUCUGGCACGCCUUCGACGUCGUCACCAGGCUGAGACCAAGAGCCAAGCUCGCAAGUUCCUGAAGGAGGCCAAGGAUGCGCAAGACCCUGAGCACCCUAAGCUCACCUGGCGCCUCAUGGGGAAGGAUAGCGCAGCUGGGAGGCAACCGAAGGUGGCUCCACCACCGACACGGCGGAGGUUUGUCACCAAGACCACACCAGAUGGGAGCCCAGGUUCAUCGUCAACCACUGCUACUUCUGGUGCGGCAUGCCGCACACCUUCUAUUCAAGGGCGUCUUUCGAUCAAGUCUCCGGUUCAGGAAACCGUGGACGCAGCGAUGGACAAGAACAGGAGGAACGAGCAGCGUGUGGAGAAGACAAAGGAAGGCAAGAGAAAGGGUGAGAAGAAAGAGAAAGACAAGAGUGUGAAGAAGCAUAAAGAAGAUCAGACAGAGAAGCGAGAGAAAGAGAAGGAGAUGGAGAAGGAAAAGGAGCGUGUGAAGGAAGAGCGCAGGAAAGCGAAGAAGGCAAGGGAGGAGGAGAAAGAGAAGGAGGCAAAGGCAGAGGCAAAGGAGAUGGUGAAGAAGCGAGAGAAGGAGAAGGAGAAGGAGAAGGAGAAGGAAAAGGUGGCCAAGCAGAAGGUGAAGGGCCAGGUGAAGGGGAAAGAGACAGAGAAGGUGGAGGAUAAGGAGAAAGGGAAGGAAAAGAAACGGAAGCAUGAGCACAAAGACAGCCCUGACGAGAGCUGCCGCAAGAAGCAGAAGGGCAAUGAGACAGGGAAGAAAAACAAGAAGAGCGAGAAGGACAAGAAGCGCAAGGACAAGGUGGACGUGGAGGAGGAAAAGGAAGAAAAGGAAGAAAAGGAGGAGGAAAAGGAGGAGGAAAAUGAGGAGCCAGGUGAUGCGAUGAUUGAGGAAGGUGAUGAUGCUGGUCUAGACAAUCUGACCCCAAGUGAGCUCGACUCUCUCAUUGAUGCCUUGUGUGUCCCUGAGACCGGUGCGCCAAGUGAUGUGGAAGAAGAAGAGGAAGAAGAAGAAGAAAGCGAGCAUGAGGGCGAGGGAGAAAACGAUGGUGAGGGUGAGGAUGGAAGUGAUGAUGGAGAUGAGGAAGACUCUAGUUCUGAGUCUUCUUCGGCGGUGGAGAUGCACGCAGAGUCUGAGGAGCUCGAGGAAGGUGAUGGUGAAGAUGAUCUUGAUGGGGAGAUGUUGACAGACCCUGAGGGCGAGGACAAAGCGGAGGAGAUCAAUGAUGCUUCCAAAAAGUCUGAGUGGGCUACAUUCACGCGGGAAUGCCAGAACAGGAAGAAGUUUCCUGUGGCUUUGUCUGACCACUUGCAGCGAGACAAACUGGACCUAUUCCAGGCCUGGCUCGACAACAGUAAGAACCUCAACGAGGUGGCGCUUGCGAUGGAGAGAAAGGUUGAGAAUGUCAACAGGGUUCGCGUGGGGCGGAGGGGGAAGAAGAAGCGCGAGCUUUUGCAGUGCUACCCGGCCGAGAAGGUCGACAAGCUGUGCGCUGCGCUUCAAGCAAAGAACAUGUACUACUGGGACCCAGAUUUCCCCAACGACGAAGAGGAAAUCUACUUCUAUGCCAACGAUGGCGCCACCGUCACCCACGACAACCUCACUUCGUCUGCGAUGACCAUGAAGGCCAAGGCAACCCCAGAUGCACAAACCCUGGCCGAUCUCACCCAGGACGGGGCUCCUUUGGCUUCUGGAGUGCUUCCAGACAUCCAAUCUGUGGGCGGCGAAGGAGUGAAGGCUGUGUGGCAAGGUGUGAGUGGUGGGCAGGUGGUCAAGUCUAAGUUGCCCAAGAAGAGGGAUGACCAAGAGGCUGUUGAGGUGAAGCCAAAGUCUGCAGAAGAGACCCUCGACUGUUUGCUCAACAAGUUUUGA
Molecule: messenger RNA, 2301 nt
Organism: Durusdinium trenchii
Lineage: Eukaryota; Dinophyceae; Suessiales; Symbiodiniaceae
Source: the annotation of a GenBank genome assembly